AUGUUUCGACAAAUUUGGCUGGUAGCGACUGCAUUUCCCGUCAUCGUAUGUGCUAACGGUCCGACUGAUAUUUACUUCACUGGUAUGGGCACGGUAAACACUGAAGGACAGGCUGCUGCCGUAGCGUGCAGCGCCGACAUUGAUGACAAUUACGUAACUAUAAAUAGUAACCAGUGGAACUCGACACAGAACUGCGGCAAAUGCGUGGAUAUCGUGUGUGAAGACGCUCGCUGCACUGACUCGGCUAUUCGCGUGACAGCUUUCAUCGUGGAUAAAUGCACUGAUUGCCAGACUGAAAGUUUGGGCUUGUCCCCUUCAGUGUACAAGACAGUCACGGGUAGUAGUGACACUACCCCGUACACCAUAAAGUGGCAAAUUGCCAACUGUCCCGCAGAUGCUAAAAGUUUCUUUGUUAACCUCAAGGCAAGAAGCGGUACUACCUAUGAGGCCGGUAUGGUGGAGGCAGCCACUGAUUCUUCAUCCAAUGUGUCGAUUCUAGAGGAGAAUGAUAAAGAGGUUGAGAAGAUGCCGACUACUCAGGAACAGGACAAGUCGGACGGUGCAAAUACCAAGUCUGGGGAUGACGCGCCUGGAACCAGUACGAUUGUCGUGGUUCUCGUGGUAUUAGUCGCUGUUUGUGGUGUCGCUUUGGCUGUUGUCGCGUUCAUUUUCUCGGCCAAGAAGAAGAAGGAGUGGGGCAAAAAGCUUGACGAUUGCAUGACUCGGUCUUUUGACACAUUCAGCUCUCCUGCUCAAACGAAAGCCACGAUCGUCAAGAUUUAA
This is a messenger RNA of Peronospora belbahrii, 783 nucleotides long. NCBI's taxonomy places the organism in Eukaryota, Oomycota, Peronosporomycetes, Peronosporales, Peronosporaceae. The record is from the annotation of a GenBank genome assembly.